This is a messenger RNA of Meloidogyne enterolobii, 255 nucleotides long. The record is from the annotation of a GenBank genome assembly. Lineage: Eukaryota; Metazoa; Nematoda; Chromadorea; Rhabditida; Meloidogynidae.
AUGGCAGUCAUUUUUAAAGACAACAACAUUCUUUUGGGUACUUGCGGUUUUUAUGGUGACGUUCUUCAAUUAAAAAAGCUUUUGCAGCUUCGUCAAAAUCAAUACAAAUUUAAUUAUCAACAUCAAAUGACUACAGAAAUGUUUGCUUCUAUGUUGUCUCGUAUUCUUUAUAGUCGCCGCUUUUUUCCUUUUUAUACUGGAUGUAUUGCUGGGGGAAUUGAUACUAAAGGUUUUUUUAUUUUUAUCGGGUUUUGA